GUCUCUUUCCACGAUUAUUCUGAAGAAAAGCAAAAACAAAACUCUCCUCUCUCACAAAUUCACUCUACCCCACUUGUCUCUUUCCACGAUUAUUCUGAAGAAAAGCAAAAACAAAACUCUCCUCUCUCACAGCGAAUAUUCACGGCUCUUCUCUCUAAAAAAAAGCUUCCUUCCACCAUUGAAGGCCACUCGGAAAUCUCUCGGUUCUCUGCUCUCAGUCACUCUCGGUCUCUCUUGCUUCACUCCCUCUCGCCGCCACUUCUCUCUCUAACGGCUCUCUCACGCUAUCUCGCUUCUACCCUUUUUCAACAUUGCAAUGGGUGAUGAUGAUGCCCUCAAGUUACUCUUUCAUGUUUCCAACUCCCAUACCUUAGAAAACUCGUUAGAUAUUCUCAUUCAAACCGCCAAGUCUGAUUCUGGACGUUCCAAAAGAAUCCUCCCUGCACUUCUCACUAUACUUCAAUCACAAACCCUUCUUAUAGAUUACAAUAUUCUAUCCUUGUGUUUCAAGCUCCUCAGAAACCUGUGUGCUGGUGAACUUGUCAAUCAGAAUUUGUUUCUUGAGUUUCAUGGGGUUCUUAUUGUUGUUUCGAGGUUGGAGGAUGGUUCUGAUCCCAUGUUGGUGAGAUGGGGUUUGCAGGUUUUGGCAAAUGUUUGUUUGGCUGGGAAACAGCAUCAGAGGGCUAUUUGGGAAGAGUUGUUUCCAUUUGGUUUUGUGUCGCUUGCGAGACUUGGAAGUAAGGAAGUAUGUGAUCCGCUGUGUAUGGUGAUUUAUACUUGUUGUGAUGGAAAUCCAGAAUGGUUUGGAGAGCUUUGUAGCGAUACUGGUUGGCCUGUAGUGGUAGAAUUAGUGAGAACUGCUUCUUCUGCUAGUUUUGGCGAGGAUUGGAUAAAGUUGAUUCUCUCAAGAAUUUGUCUUGAAGAAUCUCAAUUGCCUGAAUUGUUUUCUAAAUUACGGCUUAAGGAUAUUCACGAGGGUGAAGAUGGUGAUUCAAAAGAUGAUCAGUUUUCAUCUGAACAAGCGUUUCUUCUGCAAAUCCUAUCAGAAAUUUUGAAUGAGCGAAUCGAAGAUGUUACUGUUUCGAAGGAUGUUGCGUUGUUUGUUUAUGGAAUAUUCAAGAAAUAUAUGGGGGUUCUUGAGCAUUCAGUGAGAGGCAAGUCUGGUCUUCCGACUGGCAUUACUGCAGUGGACGUUCUUGGCUACUCGCUUACUAUAUUGAGGGACAUCUGUGCUAAUGAUAGUGCGAGAUGUAAAGCAGAGGAUGCAAAUGACGUUGUUGAUGUGUUAUUGUCAAAUGGUCUCAUUGAGUUGCUUUUGAUUGUGCUUGGGGACCUUGAACCUCCAGCAAUAAUCCGAAAAGGAAUCAAACAAUCUGAGAAUCAAGAUGGUGCUAGUUCUUCCUCGAAACCAUGCCCUUACAAGGGCUUUAGGAGAGACAUAGUUGCACUUGUUGGAAAUUGUGUUUAUAAAAGGAAGCAUGCACAAGACGAACUGCGGAAUAGGAAUGGAGUUCUAUUGCUAUUGCAACAAUGUGUUACUGAUGAAGAUAAUCCUUUCCUGAGAGAAUGGGGGAUAUGGUCUGUCAGGAAUAUGUUGGAGGGAAAUGAGGAGAAUCAAAAGGUAGUUUCUGAAUUGCAGCUGCAGGGAUCUGCUGAUAUGCCCGAAAUUUCUGCACUUGGUCUUCGAGUUGAGGUUGAUCAAAAUACUCGGCGUGCAAAGCUUAAUGCUGAAGAUAAUCAUUACAAUGAAGGAGUGAAACCGAGACUUGAGUUUGUUAUAACUUCUGAUGAUAUUACUGAUACUGGUGCUCCGGCGACUUUGCUUAUUUUCAAUAACGAAAAGGGAUUUUCUCCGAAAAACAUUGAGUCCAUCUGUAGUGUUGGACGAUCAACCAAGAAAGGGAACCGGAGUAGUGGUUACAUUGGAGAGAAAGGAAUUGGUUUCAAGAGUGUGUUUUUGGUUACUGCCCAGCCUGAUAUUUUUAGCAAUGAAUAUCAGAUAAGGUUCAAUGAGAAGCCAUGUCCACAUUGCAGUCUUGGUUAUAUAGUUCCUGAAUGGGUUGAGGAGAAGCCAACCCUUGCGGACAUUAAGAAGAUAUAUGGUCAAGAUAUUCUUCCAGCUACGACAAUUGUCUUACCUUUGAAGUCAGAUAAGGUCAAUCCUGUCAAACAGCAGCUGUCAAAUGUUCAUCCAGAAGUCCUUUUGUUUCUGACAAAAAUCAGACAACUUUCAGUCAAAGAAGUUAACGAGAAUCCCACACAGAACACUGUAACUGCUGUAUCAAUUUCAAGCGAGGUUGACUUUAUGACAAGGAAAAACAUGAAUGCUGAGUCUUACACACUCCAUCUCUCUGCAGAGGAAAAUAGUGAUGAUGAGAUGGAAUGGUUUGACGAAUGGGAACUCUUUCACGCUUCUCUAGUUGAUCCGGAGGGUGAUCAGAAUCAAAAAGUAGAUCAUAGACGUUUGCACAGUGCUGAUGAAGAGGAGGAGAGGGUGUGCUUGCAAGGAACUCCGACGAUUAAGUCAGUAGGAGCAGAGAUACGUAAGAGCAUUUCAUGGGUUUAAAACUGUGUUACCUGGUCCUCAAAUGAGAGGGUUUUAUAUUGUCCCUCAGCGCUUGACCAUUGGUCCACGUUUUGGGCCGGAUCAUGGAUUUAGGCCCAAAACUUGUGAUUGCCAGGAUUCUCGGAGCAUCUUGAGGAAUCCUGGGAGCCAUAGAAUGGGAGAAAGCCCAGCCAUCGGGCAGAGGAAAUAAUGUUCUUAUUGCCCAUAGGUUGUUAGGUCAAUGCUAUUGGGUCGUCCUGGGGCAGGUACGGAUUGGACCAUGCCUGUUCAUUGGGCCAGUCCAGAACACUAGUGAAUUAAGAUAUUAUUGAAUUAGAAUUAGCAUCAUGUUGUUACCCGUAUUUAAAAUUCUUCUAGGUAAACCAUUCCAUGUCGAGUCAGAUCACAGUCAUUCGCCGUAUUCAAUUACCUUGGCAUAGGACGUAACAAAGAUAUGAAAAUAUAUUGAUUUUUUAACAAUGUACAAAUGUAUUAUAAUUUUCGCUUAAAUCAUAUAUCAAAAUACGCAGUUUUGACUAA
Messenger RNA from Vicia villosa (hairy vetch), 3085 nucleotides. RefSeq lists its product as uncharacterized. Bases 317 to 2566 code for a protein of 749 amino acids. The transcript is spliced from 4 exons. NCBI's taxonomy places the organism in Eukaryota, Viridiplantae, Streptophyta, Magnoliopsida, Fabales, Fabaceae. The record is from RefSeq and is a predicted model, not a curated record. Gene Ontology annotation, cellular component: cytosol.